AAAUAUAUACACUGAUAGAAAAAUAUAAUCAAUUUAAAGUAAUAGUAUAAACGAUUAAAACAGCGGUCCAAAUGUAAAGAAUUUUAUAUCUGAAAUUGUAGAUAAUAUUCAAAUUAUUAUUCUUCUUCCUUUUCUAUAUUUAUCGCGCACAUAUUAGAUGAUUUUAAUUUAUUCUUUCUUCGCAUAAGUUUUACAGAUUUCCAAAGCCACAUUCGUGAAUCUUUCUUCCAAUAACGAGCAAUAUCUUCUGGCGAAUGCAUAACACCCUAAAAUUCACAUCUGUAUCGCUAAUUUUGGGCAUAAUUUUAUAAACAAAUGUUAAAGUCUAGACAUCAUACUUGAAAAUUCAAAAUGUCAGAAUGUUGAACAUUUUUUCUAUAAGGCAACAUAUCUCUAGCAUUCAAGCCGAACAAAUCUUGAUCAGUAUCAUCAGACGGCUCAGUUUGCGCAUCACUUGUUCGACGUAGCGGUAUCGUAUCAUUUCUAGAUUCAAUUUCUGCCUCUAAUUCUAGACGCUCGAGAGCCGAUGUAAAACUUCUUGACUCUUUACAGCUGCCGAAAUUCGCCUAAUUCCAAAACUUUUAAUUUUCAUUCAAAAACUAAUAAUUUAUAUUCCGUUACAAAUAAAUAUUUCAACAAUGAAUAAACUGUGUAAACCUGUACUCCUUGAGAGCAAACAUUACAUCCUAAUGCCACUGAUAAACAUAUAUCGCUCAUAGUUUUCGACAAAAAAUUUCUCUCGUCCCAUGCAAAAUUUUCAACUACUCAUAAAAGAAAGGACGCGAUUUAUUAUCGAUGGAACUGAAGGAUUCACGAUAUACGAGAAACAGUCACAAACCGCUGGAGUGGUCGGACUCGUCAUUUCUCCAGUCCAUCAGCUUCUUACCACGUCAUAUAAAAUAAACUUCAAAAAUUUCUCGUAGCCCCGUUAAAAUUGGCUGACAGACGAUCCCAUUUCUGUCCACACAUAGAAAAACAACAGUUUGAACAAAAUUUCACAUGAUUAUUCACGCAACUUCAAUGAAUUAAGCGACGAUGAAUUUAUAUUAUAAUAAAUGUUUUCAUUAAUUGAUAUAAUGAAUUGUAAUUUAAAUUAUUAUUUCUAUAAUCUUAAUCUUCCAUAAAACAAGAGAAAAAUAUAAUCGGAAUUGUCUCCGUUAUUUGAAUUAAGAUCAAUUAGAAAAAAAAAAUUAAAACAGGAAAUCUUCAAUAUAUCAGAAUAAUGUUAGAAAAAUACAGCACAGGUAUGCUACGAAUGAGAUGCGUGUGCCAUAGAACCGAUGCCCGCAUGGCUGAAACAUAUCCACCAAGUACCUGUUGGUCACGGCUGGCCGGUCGAGGUUCCGGGCCGACUUCCGGACGAGUCCGCACCGGUACGGUUUCUUUUUAGUGAGAAACGCAUGGUAUCAGUUGUAUUCACGUACAGUUAGACGGUGUUACCGCGCAGCAAACGCCUUCUCUCCUACUUCUUCGCGCGUACCGUCACAAAUAUACAUUCCUUUAAAUGACGUGAGGGAAAAACAAGGAAAGAAGAACGAUGGAUUUCUCUAGACGGGUGAGUAUGUAGAGAAACGUAAUUAUAUGAAACCAAAGCUGCGAGAAUAAUCAGGACAAUCGUGAUAUGGAACGAUAAGAAUAAUUGGCCAUUCAUUCAUUAUCGUUUCUUUCUUUGCCAAGGAAAUAAACUUUAUUCAGAAACGAUAUUUCAUAAAACGAUAUUUCUUAAUCUUUGCAAAAUAAUAUGUUAUCUUUAAGCUAUUAAUUAUACUAUUAUUAAUUAUAAUGAUAAUAUGGAAUAUUACAUAUUUCUUUUUUUAUUCUUAUUUAAUUCUUUCAAUUCUUUUUAUAUAAAUUAUUAUUCUAUUUAAUAAAUAUUCUAUUGUAUUUUAUAAUUUCACAAAUUAGUAAAUAAAAAAGAAAAGAAAGAUUAUUUUAAGUUUCACAAAACAUCAUCAAUUUAAAUAUUUGGAAAUUUUGAUUUCAUCGCGUAAAAGCUGCGAGAAAUCAACUAUAUACAGGUUGGUGGGCGUUUGGCAAGUAUAGUCACCACUUCCUGUCAUAAAUGAUCGUCGCAAACGAAGCUCAAACAACAUAUGUACAUGCGUACAGUUCAUAAUAUACGUAUGUAUGGGCAUGAAUGAGAGCGGAGAUGCAUUUGUAAAGACAAUAGUAUGCCUAUGUAUGUGGAGAGCGCUGCACUUUGCAUUACCUACACAGAUUCACGCAUUAACGGCAAUCAGCGGAAAGCCGGAGGUAACAUCGUAUCGUUACCUCAUCGAUGUUGAAAUAUAUUACACCUAAGAAAUGACAACAUAUAUAUUAUGGAAAGCAGAAAUAGUACAAUUAACAGAUCAGUUUUCAGUAAAAAUCAGUGAUAUAUUCAAAACGAAACAAUUAUAUGAAAAAAUAUGUAAAAAAAAGAAAAAUAAAUCAAAAUAAUUGUGACAAAUGAAAAAACUUUGUAGAUUAGUUCAAUAAUAAUAUAAAAUUUUAUAAUUCAAAAAUAUUUUUAAGAAAGUGAAUUACUAAUACUUUAUUAUCAAUUUAUUAUUAAAAUUAGAACAUAGAUAUUCUUUCAAUAUGAAUUGUGCUAUUUAUGUAAUUUUUUUUAUAUUGUUUUCUUCGGAAACAAUAUAUUUCUAUUUCUCUGUAAUAUUUAUUCGUACUUAUAUCUUGCUUUAUUGAAAACAUUAUUUAUGUGAAAAAAUCAAAACAAUUAAUUUUUGAAAACAGAUAAUUAUUUUACAAAUUAUACUAUCUUACAUUGUUCAAUUGUGAUUAUAAACACAAAGUAGCUUACAUAGUAUUAUAUAUGAACAUACACACGAAUCACCUGCGAUUAAAUCCUUCCGAGGACUUCGCUCUCGUGAGUUCUCAUACCCCAGUUUUCUGCCAGCAAUCGUCAGUACGAGCACUGAUCGCGUUUCUCUGUUGCAAAAUUCAUGCACGAUUCUCAAUUUAGUUAAAAAGUGUUUGACCUAUUUAAAAUAUAUAAGAAUAAUUCACAGAAAAUCGAAAAAGCAGUAUAAAAAAUAAAAUUGAUCGAAAAUUGAAAAAUCGAUAGUGACAAAUGUCAGAAUUAUCAGGAAAAGUUGAAGAGCCGAUUUCAAUGGUGUACAGGAUGAUAGAAGCUACCGUUCCGAUGAUUCUAACGGUGAAAUCUUUAAGAAUGUUCCAAAGAACAGCAGCACGUUUCGCAUUUGGAAAAUCGAGGGCUUACGAAUCACAGCCGUUACAGGAAAUAAUAUGGGAUAUUUUCUUUCGGAAUUGGCAUAUAUUAUUUACGCAGUAUCGCCAAAAGACGGUCCACUACCUUAUCCUGGAAUGCCGAGCAAGGAAUUAAAAUCAACUGCAAUAGUUCGUGUAAUUCAUUUUUGGAUCGGAUCUGCAUGUGAUUCAACUAUUUCUGGAGCAGCCGCCCUUCGAGCAGCUGAAUUGGACUCACAAGUAUCUGCCACAAUUCUAUCGAGAGAGGCACAAGGACGAGAAAGUCCUAGAUUUCUGGCUUAUUUUCGCCAAUAUCUUAUUAUCGAAAAUUUUCAUUUCGAAACACCAUCGUGUAGAUUGCAUAGAGUAACUGGCAUAACAAUUCCUAUCUUAACAGAACUUGAGAAAGUCCAUUGGGACUAUUUCAGUUCAAGAGAUGUUAUCAUUGUGGACGUUUUAUCGCAAAAUAUUGUAUUCCUUUGGUUGGGAUCAUCAUCGGAUCCAUUGCAUAAACGACAUGCAGUUAAUAUCCUAGAAAUGAGAAAAAAAAAUAAUAAUGGUCGUAUCAUUAUUGUUGAUGAUGGUUAUGAACAAACUUUAUUAGAAGAAGAUAGGCAACUAUUUGCUAGUAUUUUAGAUCCUUCUACAAGAGUUGUUAAACCUGAUCGCCUUUACCGAGUCAAUAUGCCAAGUCCAAUCAAACUAUAUAGAUGCAGUGAACAAUCUGGUAAAUACAAAGUCGCGGAAUUGAAAUCUGGACCGAUUCUUCGAUCAGAUCUCACAUCAGAAGCCGUUUAUUUGAUUGAUCGAGGUGAAGCUGGUGUAUGGGCCUGGGUAGGAAGUAAUGUGAAUGCUCGAGAAAAAUUAGAAACGAUCCGCAAUGCACGUGGAUUUGGAAAGAAAAAAAAUUAUAGUAACGGUAUAUUAGUUGGAAGAGCGCUUGAAACUUAUGAACCAACAGAAAUGAAGGUUCUUGUUAGAGGAUGGAGUUCGACAAAAAUAAGACCGCUUACUCUACCACCUAAUUUUGACCCUGAUUAUAUGAAUGAAAGACCUAAAAUGGCAACUGCUUGUCAAUUAGUAGAUGAUGGAUCUGGUGAAAGAACUCUUUGGAGAGUAACUCAUAAGGAAGGAAUGAUUCAGAUAGACGAUAAAGGAAUAUAUUAUGCAGAAGCUUGUUACGUAAUGUGUUACAAAUAUGGACAAGGACGUAGGAGUAGAACAAUCAUUUAUUGUUGGGAAGGAGUUCAUUCUAUAAAUGCAGAUCGAGAAGCCGUUUUAGAAGUAGCUUGUCGUUUAGCAGAAGAUACUGCUGGACAGUUAGUAAAAGCAUAUCAAGGAAGAGAACCACCUCAUUUAUUGCAAAUUUAUGAUGGAAAAUUAAAAAUACUAGCUGGAAGGCAUCGUGAUUUUCCUCCAGAAAAAUAUCUUGUUAGAGUGUUUGGAUCUACUUCAUACACAUCAAAAGCAGUUGAGCGUCCUCUUAGAUCCAGUAGCCUUGAUUCUAGCGGAGUUUUUAUUUUGUUUUCUAAUUCACCUGUAGUAUGGUGUGGUGGUAAAAGUACUGGCGAUGCUAGACAAGCAUCUAGACGCCUUGCACCCAGAAAUGCACCUCUGAUAACUGAAAAUAAUGAAAAUAAUGAUUUUUGGGCAGAACUUGGAGGUAAAGGCACUUAUGGUACAGAAAUCAUUAAUGAUGAAGAAGAACUUGAAAAACAUUUAUACCAAUGUUUAACAGAUACUGAAACAUUUGUUGGUGAAGAAGUUCUCGGAUUUGGUCAAUGUAGUCUUCUUCCAGAAGCUGUCUGGUUGUUAGAUGCUGGAAAUGUAAUAUGGAUUUGGAUUGGAAAAUCUUCUAUUUCUAAAUCAUUAAAAGAAUAUGUACAUGAUGCAAUGGUAUUUUUGUUCACUCAUCCUGCUGGUCGAGAUCGAAAUACAAUAAUUUCUAUAAUCAAACAAGGAUUGGAACCUUCAACAUUUAUUGGACUAUUCAAUAAUUGGAAUUAUAAUUUAUUAAGAGAAUACAAAUCAUUUGAAAUAUUUUGCACACUCUUACAAGAUAAAAAAUUAUUACCGAAAAUACAAACAUUAACAAAAUCAUCAAGCGAUUUUGAUAAUUAUGUGAAGUAUCCUCUUUCUAUCCUGAAAGAUGAUCCAGAAAAUUUACCAUCUGGUGUUGAUGUUGCUCAUAAAGAAAUGCAUCUCACUUUCGAUAAUUUUAUUGCAAUUUUUAAAAUGGAACCAAAUGAAUUUAUAAAACUUCCUACUUGGAAAAGACAAAGACUAAAACAAUCAGCAGGACUUUUUUAAAAUUUCGUAUUCUAAUUUUUAUUAUGAUUUUGUACUAUAAUUAAUAUAAAGUCAAAAUAAAAAAAAAUAUUCCUUAUA
Apis cerana (Asiatic honeybee) is the source of this 5595-nucleotide messenger RNA. It is a transcript of the gene qua, whose product is annotated as villin like protein quail. Gene Ontology annotation, cellular component: actin cytoskeleton; cytoplasm. NCBI's taxonomy places the organism in Eukaryota, Metazoa, Arthropoda, Insecta, Hymenoptera, Apidae. The record is from RefSeq and is a predicted model, not a curated record. Gene Ontology annotation, molecular function: phosphatidylinositol-4,5-bisphosphate binding; actin filament binding. Gene Ontology annotation, biological process: barbed-end actin filament capping; actin filament severing; cytoskeleton organization.